Molecule: messenger RNA, 3337 nt
Organism: Xylaria bambusicola
Lineage: Eukaryota; Fungi; Ascomycota; Sordariomycetes; Xylariales; Xylariaceae
Product: glycoside hydrolase superfamily
Exons: 1
Coding region: 369-2600 (743 amino acids)
Biological process (GO): cell wall organization
Cellular component (GO): fungal-type cell wall; cell surface; extracellular region
Molecular function (GO): 1,3-beta-glucanosyltransferase activity; glucan endo-1,3-beta-D-glucosidase activity
Source: RefSeq, a predicted model, not a curated record
UCUCUUCUGCAAGUUUAUCUUUCAGAUCCCCCACUCUCCCCAAGUGCUUAGGUACGCCUGUCCAAGCAGAGUACGACAACUCGUCAAACGUGAGACGGCACCGCCAUUGGGCCUGCUCGCUUCUCGACACUUCUCGAGGGCUGUCCGCCUCUCUCGUAUUGACGGUGCCGACGGACGAGACAGCCUAUCAACCCGCCAUACCGGAACAGCCUACACACACCUCCACACACUACAAACAAACAUAGAAACUGCUCCGUUGAUUGGUACUGCUUCUUUGUCUCUACCUUAUUGACCCACAUCCACGAGCCGCUAGUACGGCUCCUCAUAUUAAUUCCCACGAACGCUGUUCCUGUUCACACGCGGCCACCAUGAGCCGUCGUUACUCCUACAACUCCGAUGCUGGCGAACGCGCCCCUCUAGAUCACUCUCCCUACGCCCUUGCCGACACUCGCGCCGACACCACACUUCACUCACCACAGCGACAUCCAGCCUCAGGCCGUCCCAUGUACGACGUCGACGCCUCUCAGCCGCAAUACGAAGACGAAUCAUUACCCUACAGAGACUACCCUUCAAACCCACCGCCGCCGCCAGCACAUUCAGCUCGUCCAGGUGCCCACCCGGACUCGUCUUUUGCCCGGUUGCGCCAGGGUAGAGCCCAGGGCGGCGCCACACAAGGAGUAGUGGCUUCUUCAGCAGCCCAACCUAUACUACCCUCACAGCGCGAAUCUGUGGAGCGCACCUGGGGACACGAAUCACAGCCAAACAGUAUCACCCCCGGCGCCGAUAACUUCAGCGAGGCCGCCGCCGGUGGCAUCCCUGGUCUCGCCAUGAGCGUUGCAGAACGACACGCCCGGGAAAGCGGGCUCGAGGCUAUGAGAGCUACGCAGCAGUAUCAAUCACAACAACAGCAACAGCAACAACCCCCGUAUCCCCAAGUCUAUCAACGGACACAACCUCAGAAUACCUCAUACGCGCAAGCGCAGCCCUACGGGCAUGAUCAACCCUAUCAGACUCCAAGCAACCACAGCUCUUCGCCAAAUUUGGUACCGCCCUUUGCCGCCUCUACUCCCACGCGGAGCAUGAACAGUUUCCAGAGUGAUCCAUUUCGAGACCCUCAACUGGCUUAUGGUCAAAGGAUGGACCCGAGGUUAGGGCAGUUCAAUCCCAACGACAUCGAUGACGAUGGUGAUGACGGUCUCGAAUACCGACGCUCUGCGAGAAAUAGCAUGUUGAGCUUAGGUAACUCGAGUGGUAGUAGAGCUGCAAAUAACAACGCCGCUGCCGCUGCUGGAGCUGCUGGCGGCGCAGCAGCAGGCGGUGUUCUCGGCGGUCUCAUAGGAAGGAACCGGAAUAGUAGUGGCAUUAAUUACGAUCCAGUACAAAAUCCGUCAAGUACUGCUUACCAAGGCGGCGCGCCCGGUGAAUAUGAUCUCGGUGCUAGGGCAGAAAAGUCUGAGUGGAUGGCAAAACAGAGCAGCAGCAGAAAGAAAUGGAAAUGGAUCAUCGCUAUUGUCGUUGUGCUAAUUGUGGCCGGCGCUGUCGUUGGUGGCGUGUUGGGAUCUAUGUACGCGAACAAGGGCUCUAAAUCUGGCGAAAGCGGCUCCCAGGGACAAUCGGCGGACCAAGACGUUGCACAGAACGGAGAUCUCAACAUCGACUCCGACGAGAUACAAGCUCUACUCAACAACCCCAAUCUUCACAAGGUGUUCCCAGGAGUGGACUACACUCCUAUCAACGUGCAAUACCCCGAUUGCAAAAAGAAUCCCCCUUCCCAGAAUAACGUGACCCGCGACGUAGCCAUCCUCUCGCAACUCACCAACGUCAUCCGAUUGUAUGGAACUGACUGCAACCAGACCGAGAUGACGAUCCAUGCUAUAAACCAGUUGAAGAUGCAAGACGAGUUGAAAAUAUGGCUUGGCGUAUGGCAAGAUGAGAACAACGAGACCAAUACUCGUCAGCUGGAUCGUAUGUGGACCAUCCUGGAUCAGUACGGAGACAAGCCAUUUAAGGGGUUGAUUGUCGGCAACGAGAUUCUUUUCCGCGAGCAGAUGACAGCGUACGAGUUGGGAACAUUGCUGGAUGACGUUCGCACAAACCUCAGCAAGCACAACUGGGACCUCCCUGUAGCUACCAGUGAUCUCGGCGACAAGUGGGACUCUAACUUGGCACAACUCAGCGAUUAUAUCAUGGGUAAUGUCCAUCCCUUCUUUGCAGGCCAAGACGCCAAGGAGGCAGCCGCAUGGACCUGGACCUUCUGGCACAACAAAGCAGGCUCCUUCUUCAAGUCCGACGCUGAGAAGAACGUUAUAUCAGAAAUCGGGUGGCCGACGAAGGGCGGCAAAGACUGUGGCGAGGCGGAGACGUGUGAUGUCGGAGCCGUGGCUAGCAUCGAUGGGCUUAAUACCCUGCUCGACACCUGGGUCUGCCAAGCUUUAGACAACGGCACGAAUUAUUUCUGGUUCGAAAUGUUCGACGAGCCGUGGAAGAUCAGCUUCAACGAGCCGGGAAAGGAAUGGGAAGACCAAUGGGGCAUAUUAGACGUCAACCGAAAGCUGAAGAAAGGUGUCAAGAUACCUGACUGUGGCGGUAAGACGGUGUAAACACCGCCCUUGGUCAGACGAUUAUUUGAUCAACCAUUUUCACGGGAGAGGGAAAUUAUUGUACAGCAACCGCGCGUCAUAGGGAGGGAACGCUUGUAGACAAAUAACGGCAUAUGAGUACCCUACGAAUUUUUCUCAUCUAGGGUAACCGGCGUUGGUAUUUUGUUGAUUGAUCUGAUGCUAUUUUCAGUUUUCAAUUCAUCAUGUGGUCUCUUUUUAUUCAUUUAUCCCUGGGGGAACGGGAAGGAAAGGAAAGGAAAGGACGGGAGGGCAUUGUUAGUUUAGUUAUGCUAUAUAGAUACACACUAGGCGGGAGGAGAUUCUGAUAAGCUUAAGUACUUUGAUGCGCGUAAAUAUGAGGCGAAAUGGAAUGAUUUGAGGCCUUUUUUUUUUUUUUGAUAGUAGAUGGCAAUGAUAUCAUUGCUUCGAUAUAUACAAUCAGUGAGUGCAAUAUUAGCUGCGCUGUGGGGUUUUGGAAUGGGAUUAUCUACCUAUUGAGGAAGGGAUGGAGAUGUAUUUUGAUAUGAUAGGGAUCGAGAGGCAUAAUAGGUACGAGGUGGUGGGUGGUGGUGUUUAAUUGAAAAGGGCUUGAUGAUCCUCAUUAUUGCACGCCUCAGUGAUUGAGAUUUUAUGAAUACAAAUGCGAUUUACACUUACCUAGCUUAGUUCAAUACCUACCUCUCUCUAUAUCAUGAUAUUCUCGGGCAACAAGUAUAUAAAUAAAUAAUUAAUGAGCU